AUGGCGGGCGCUGCGGCGGAGGCCGGGGCAGCCUCCCUGGAGAGGCUCGAGGGCCUCGCGCACGAGGUCCUGCGCCUCCGCUCGCUCCGCCGCCGCCACGGGGAGCUCCGCGCCGAGCUGGCUCAGGCGGAGGUGCGGCUGAGGCGGCUCUCGGCGCACUCCGUGCUGCAGUUCCACAGCUACCUGGAGCCCUCGAGGAGGAGAAGGGCGGUGCAGCCCGCCAUCUCCGAGCUCCUGGAGGGCCUCUGCGCCGCGGGCGGCCCGGCGCCCGGCGCGCCGGAGGACGACGAGCUGCCGCACCUGGGCCGCCUGGCGCUGCUCGACCAGGCCAGGCAGCUGCUGCGCGACGCGCACGAGCUGACCGGGAGGCUGCGUAGCCUGCCGCCCAUGUGCCCGGCAGAGGCGCGGGAGCGGGCGCCGCGGCUGCUGAAGACGAGCUACACGAGGGUGCAGGAGCCGGAGGUGGACAAGUGCUGCGAGACGCUCUGCGCGUGGCUGGCGGCGUUCUACGCCUACUCGGCCGUCGCGGAGCAGGUCCAGCCCGUGGCCCUGGAGCUUGCCAGGCAGGAGGCUCGCCUGCGGCAGCUGGCCCAGACCAGGACUCUCCUGACGCGAGCGACGCUGUCGCCCUCGAGGACGCCGCCGCCGCCGCCCCCGCUCGGGAGGACGACGCUCUCGCGCACGGACGCGCCCGCCCCGCAGCUCAGCCCCGCGGCGGCCUCCGGCCGGCCCGCGCGCGUGGGCGGCGCGCUCCGCUGCCGCCGCAGCGCGGCGGAGCGCGCCGCCCGAGAGCCGCCGCCCGCCGCAGCGGCCUCGGGCGCUGACGGCCCCGCCUCGCUGGACUCGGCGGCGCGCAGCGCGGGCCCCAGAUCUCAGCGCGUCGAGCAGCUGGCGCCGCCCCCGGCGAGCACGCUGCUGCAGUCGAUGCACGCCAGUCGCUCGGGCUCGGCCCCGGCGCACAAGGCGCUCGGCAGGGCUGCGGCCGUGAAGGGGCUGGGGCUCGUCGAGCGGCUGCCAGGCCUGGAGCAGAGAGUUGGGGCCGCAGAAAGCGGCACUGGCGUCCCACUCGCGAGGCCGGUGGCGGUGGACAUGCGAAGCUCGUCGGAGGGCGUCUCCAUCUCCGCCCUCCUCUCCGAGCCUUCAGGGAAGGCGUGCAUCUUCUUAGGUGCCGCCCUGGGGCACACCAAGUGCGGCGAGAAGUCGAACACGUUGGUGCUGCGCAAAUUUGCCAUAUGCAGGCAUGUGACCUCGGACAGCACGCUCCUCUCAGAAGCUGCCAGCUGGCGCAUGUCAUUGCAGAACCGCUUGGGCACUCUGUGCUUUCUCUCGUGCACAAAACACGACAGGAGGCAUCCGAACUUGAUCAGGAGCUGCGUCACCAUCAGCAGGAGCUGCUUCACCGUCGCCGAGUGGGAGUGCUGUGACCUUGGGCUCUGCAGCGCGAGCUGCAUCUGCGGCAGGGGGCGCUCGGGAUACGUCGUGAGUGUCGACUUCGUGAAUGGGGCCGACGUGUUUUUCAUGUGGCCGCAGCGGAUGGCGGCGCACGCCGUGGCUGCGGGGUGCCCGGCCGCGCCGCGGGGUGCGGGCGUUGCCUCCGAGCGGCUGCGGGCCCAGCGGGCGAGCCGCCAUGGUCUCUCCAUUGGGCCCUUCUCCGAGGCCGUCGGCCACGCGUGCCCCGGGCUGGGCAAGCUGACGUAUUCGUUCGGCGAGGUCAAACUCGGCGACCGCCUGAAGGUGAAGCCCCACGAGGGCUUCCACGUCAACGGCAAGGAGUACUACCGGUCUGGCGACGAGGGUGUGGUCACAGAGAUCAACGGCGACGGCGACGAGAGGAAGGCGACGGUGCGCUGGCCGCGGACGAACCGUACCAGCGUCGCGCGGCUUUCCUCCCUGCAGAAGAGGUUCUUGCACGUGAAGGUGGAGCUGGCGGGCCCAGCGAAGCGGCCAUCCAGCGUCCGUGGCCUGCUGCCGCAGUCCAAGGUGCACCGCUCCGCGUCAGAACAGCUUCUGGUGCACCAGCAGCGCGUGGGAGGCUUCGUGACGAUGGACCCCUUGGUGAAGCCGCUCGUGGUGGCCAUGAGGAUCGGCUCCCAGGUCGAUCACGAUGACAUCGACGAUGCGACCGUGCGUUGCACGACCGAGCUUUUGGCGCCGACGGACCGCUUGAUGGUCAGCGCCUCGAUCUUCGAGCGGAUCACGGACGUGUCGCACAAGAAACACCAGCGGGCUCUCACGUUGACUGGGGCGGCCUGCAGCAUCAUUGACCGUCACGCGUCGCAUUGCAUUGAGAAGAAUGCAGUCAUGAACGCAGUGGGCGGCGAGCUUCUGCAAUAUUUUGAGUUCGCCUGCUACGACGAGAGCCCCAUGAAUGCAACUACUUGGGCUGGCCAUGCUAUUUCAGACGUCGUCUUGCCACCAGCUGAUCGCCCAGCGCAGUCCGACUCGUCCAUCGUUGUCGCCACGGGGUUUCAAGCGGCGAUUGAGGACAAGAAGAGCGAUAUGAAUACGAAGCUCUUGCAGACCCUCGCCUCGACCGUAGAGCACAUCAUCAAGACAUUGCGCGGUGAUUGGUCGUCGGCUCGACCAGGCUGCACAAGCCACCACCUCGGCACUUGUUACGAGAAGUCGUUGUCCCUUUUGAAGGUUAACCUGGCGGGGAUGGUCAGUUUUUCUCGGUCGCUGCAGUACAUGGCAGAUCUCAUGUGUUUCAAGAGGUGCAUCUACGAGCACGUGAGGGGGAACAUCCAAGUGUUGCAUGGGGAAUGCUCUCCAGAUGCACGUUCCCAUCGGCUUCGAAUGAUUGCGCUGUUCACGAGUACGAAGGCCAAGGACAGGUUGGCGCAGCAGGUGUUGUUGUCGCAGCUCCCGAAUGGCGAUUGGCGAGAUACGACCACGGUGCAGUACUACAUGAAACCUGGCACAGCUUCGAUGUCCGAGGCUGCCAUCUCGCACAUGGUGGCUGCUGCUCUGAGCUCGGCUCUGGCGGCUUCGAAGCCCUCGACCUAUCGAGCUGAUCGGUGGACAGGGGCUGAGGCUGCGACCGACGAGGCCUCCAUCGGGAUAGCAGUCCACAAUAUCUUCGGGCAUGCGUACAGGCGGAUGCUGGCGAUCAAGAAGCAGGCCGUGCCGUUGGUGCCGAGACGAGGUGGUCUCGCUGCUAAUGAAGUUUACCACGUUCGCCGCGACCGCGACGUCGGGGGCGACGCGCCCGCGAUCGCGGACGCCGAGGGCGACGGCGGCGGGGCGGGCGGCGCCGACGAGAUGAUUGCUGGCACGAAGGCCGACAAGGAGAGGAUGAUGGCGGCCAUCCGUUCUCGCAGGCAGCGGGCAGCAGCGUGGUUGGAGCAGGGGCCGCUGGGGUUGCAGAUCGUCUCGCGGUGCGCCAUGGAGUGCACGAAGACGAUGGCCGAGCUCAACUUCAAGAUUCACUCUGCUGCGUGGGGGCGCAGCCAGACAGCCAGCGCCGCCAGGGCGCUGAUCAACGGCGAGGCCAGCUUGCUCAUCAGGGACUUUGCAGGUCUUGCUGUCGCGAGGGGGGACGUGGACAAGGCGGGGUACCGCAAGCUCGCGGCGCUGUACGACAACAAGGUGAUGUGGAGCGUGCUGCCUGGUGACUGCACCACCGUGGAGUUCCGCGCGAUGAUCUUCUCGCUCCUCAGUCGGGUCGGCUGCGUGACGGAGUGCAAGGUUUCUCACGAUCGACGGAGCUACCCCACGAGGGUCCUGAGGCUUCUCGAGCGCCCCGAGCUGGGCCCCAUCAUGGCGCAAACUUCAGAGUGCGUGCUGACAGAUUGGGUCAAAGAGUUGAUUGUGGACCACCCUACCCUCAACGACGACGAGUGCCUCGCAAAGUUGCUGUGCGUCGCUUGGAAGUUCAGGAAAGACAAUGCACGGGUCGAGAACUAUUUCGCAACCACUCGUCGUCAUUUGGUGUCGAAGUCGUGCCAGACGCACCGCAUGACCUUUGAGGACUUGAACUCUGAGUGGGUGCGCAUGCACGUUCGGAAGAGGUUCGCCAACCAGCGCCAUCGCAAGCUUGCCAAACCACCGCAACAAAGACAGAAACAAGUCAAGAAAACCAAGAAGGCUCGCGGCGGUGGAGGCGUCGCGAGGUUGUUCUUGCGGCAGUGCCUGAUGAACGCUGGAGGCAAGAUGACGAUGGCUGAGGCGCAUCGCCGUCGUCGAGCCCUGACGCCAGAACAGCUGGCUCGCCUUGCAGAGCCUGGCCGCUUGGCUACGCUUGCACACCGACGUGGGCUGCCUGGUUCGUCAUUUGGUCCAACUGCGUCGAGCUCGAGGCGACGCUCGGCCGUGGGUGCCAGGGCUGCCGAUGGCCUCCAGGUGGCGGCGGCGCUGCCUCGCGAUCGUCUUGACCAGGUCCGUGCCAUGUCAGAGUCUUUCGCCAACACUGACGAUUGCUUGAAGCACCUUCGCAGGAUGAGCGCCGCGGCUUCGCGGCGGCGGACCCAGGAGCUCAACGCUGACGACGACGUGAUCCAGACUUACGUCGAGGGCUUGGGCAGGGAGAGUGUGGUAGAGAGCGUUUCACAUCCAAUGCAGGAUUGCAUAUUAUCGGGAUCUUGGGCGUCUGUUCCACUAUCUGGCAAGGUCAGGUGUUUCGAGUCUGCUUUCGACAUGGGCGGCUUCAUAUCGAAGGCAUUGGGGUGGGCGUCUCACCAGACUCACCGUGCCAACCUUUGCACUAGCUUGGAGGCGUACUGGCAGGAAGUAUGCAGCCUUGUCCUGGGUUCGCAGGGGCCGCAGUUGGAGACCCACAAGGUGCAAACGCAAAGCCAGUGCCAGCGCGCAGAGUUCUGCGUUCAUAAGGGCCAAGGCCUACAAUUGGCCCAGCGGGUUUCCCGAUUCCUUACAAUCCUGAAGUCAAUUGCAAAAGUUGGGACGUUCGAGCGAGACGCUGUUGAUCGGGGUCGGGUUGUUGCUCAUUUACACGGCGGUGGUGCUCUCGGCUUUGAUUCACUGGACGUGUGGCUCCACAUUGGGCUUCAUUAUUGGUCACCUUAUGAACCUACGUUUCAGAUUUUGACGCAGAUCCCAGAUCCAGGCGAGCUGGCUUUCACCCCGAAUCGUGUGUACGUUCAGGCGCGCAGGGAGUUCAAGGUGAUGUACCAAGCGCUGCUUCCACUUCUUGACAGGCCUGAAUGGAGCGCGCAGUGGUUCGCCCUUGAGUCCACGCCAGACGAUGGGGGAGCUGAGCCAGUCGCUGACGCAUACGACGAUGGCGAUGGUGCCGAUGGGGCCCGUGAGCACGGCGGCGGCGACGACGUGGCGGCCCUCGUCGACGAGCUAGACGAGGGCGAGGUUGGCGACGGCAUGGCGCCUGGAGGCGGGCUUGAUGAAGGACAUGGCGACCGCGCGCCGCACGAGGGCGGCGCAGCGGGCGGCGCCCCACCUGGCGAGGAGGCGGAGGCUGCUGCCGUGUGCCCGAACAAGGCGCACGGCCGAUGCAUUGUGAGGAGGACGCCGAACGAGAAAUUCAUUGGCGCGGACGGCAUCCCGCGUGGCGGGCGGCCAUGCGGUUUCUUGGCUGCGUGGCUCGCCGUGUCGCACCUUGCCGAGACCCGCGAGGAGCACUCGUCCAGCGAGUUCCUGAGGAACUCCAUCGGGGAUGCUGGGAUCAGGCUUGCAGAGCGGACGCAGGUUGCGCUUUUGGGCUUCGAGCGGGACUUAGCCGCGGCUGCUGGCGAGCCUGAGGAGCCUGCCGACUUGAUCGGGCUACUCUGA
Prorocentrum cordatum is the source of this 5742-nucleotide messenger RNA. NCBI's taxonomy places the organism in Eukaryota, Dinophyceae, Prorocentrales, Prorocentraceae. The record is from the annotation of a GenBank genome assembly.